Molecule: messenger RNA, 1059 nt
Organism: Amaranthus tricolor (Joseph's coat)
Lineage: Eukaryota; Viridiplantae; Streptophyta; Magnoliopsida; Caryophyllales; Amaranthaceae
Product: spindle pole body component 110-like
Exons: 1
Coding region: 1-1059 (352 amino acids)
Source: RefSeq, a predicted model, not a curated record
AUGGGAGCAGAUCUAUCUAGAGCAAUUGAGGAAAGGUUAACAGACCUUAAAAAUCAAAUUUCAUCUGUUAAAAUUGAGACUUCUUCUACCAAUGCAAGUUUAAAUGCAUCCAAAAAGGAAGCUGAAAAACUCAAAAAUCAGAUUUCAUCUUUUGAAAGUAUCCAAAAAGAGAUGGAAAUGAAAUUAAAGAAGGUAAGUGAUCAGCUUUCUUUUACUGAGUCUGAAUUAGAAACUAAUAAGAUUGAGUUGAAAGUUUGUAAGCAAGAGCUGGAAAUAUUGAAAAAUCAACUUUCUAUUUAUAGUAAUCAAACUGAAAAAAUGGUGGUUGAUUUAGGAAAGGUUCUUGAUCAAGUUAAUUCAACUGUUUUGGAGUUGGAAUUUGUUAAAAGUCAACUAGAGGUGCAUAAUAAGAAGGUGGUUGAGUUGGAGGAAGAAAUUUGUAGAUGUAAAGAAGAGAAUGAAGAAAUGAAAAUUAAUAAAAAUAAUAUGGAAAUUAAGAUUUCGGAACUUGGGUUUGAGUUGGAUUCGACUAAGAAUGAAUUGAAAUCAUCUGAUGAAAAGGUAAAAGAACUUGAACUUCAAGUUUUUUCGUGUAAGAAGGAAAAUGAAAAUAUGGUUAUGGAGAUAGAAAGAAUACGAGAUCAGAUUUUGUAUAUGAAAGUUGAAUUUGAUUCGGUGAAGAAUGAAGUAGACACGUCUAAUAAGAUGGUAGUCGAGCUCGAGGAACAAGUUGUGACAAGUAAAAAUGAAGGGCAAAUUGUUGAGGAAAAGUUGGAUAAGGUACAUGAUCAACUAAGUGUAACAAAUGAAGAGUUAAAUUGUACUAAGAAAAUGUUGGAGGCUUCUCAAAAGGAUGUGGAGGAGCUUCAACGUAAGUUCAAUGCUUGUAAGACAAAGCUUGAACAUAUGGAAGUAAAAAUCAAGGAGGUUGUUGAUUCUGUUGGUUUGAAAACUGACGAUAGAUAUGAUAUUUUGAAUUGGGUUUUACCUGAUAGUAACGAAAUUCAUAGUACAUUGAACGAUAAUCAAAUGUUUAUUGCAAUUUCAUAUGACGAUUAA